Molecule: messenger RNA, 4163 nt
Organism: Bombina bombina (fire-bellied toad)
Lineage: Eukaryota; Metazoa; Chordata; Amphibia; Anura; Bombinatoridae
Exons: 5
Coding region: 80-1171 (363 amino acids)
Molecular function (GO): protein binding
Source: RefSeq, a predicted model, not a curated record
UUGCUUUGGGAGUUUUUAGCUGGUGACUUUAAGACAAGACGUUAAAUAAGGUUUCUCUUCAGAGAAUCAGAUAUACAGGAUGGAGAUAUCAACACCCAUUUGGACGUCCAAGGAGUAUACAUUGCAGGAAUAUUUGUCGAAAUAUGCUGAUUCAUUCCCAAACAUCAUUAAAGUUACUGAAGGAUACUUAGGAAAACAGGAGAUAGACAGCCUUAGCUCCAGCAUGGUGAUCAGAGUUAAUUCUGUCUACAACCAGAAGAGAGCAGUUGCAGAGUCUAAAGUGGGGAAGGUGUUCUCGAUACCAUUCAAUGUAAAAAAUGUGAAAUUCUUACUGGCACAAAAUAAUGCAUCAGUCAGCGGUAUACAACCUAUGACCCUGGAAGAUAUAUUGUCUAAAUAUAAUCUCCCUGUGUCUGUUACUGCCUCAAAAGUCAUUGCUUUCAAAGAAAAAGGAGACCAGCUAUCUCAGGAUGAAAUGUUGCCUGAACUGACAAUACAAGAUACCUAUGAGCAGGUUUUUUUACUGGGGCAUCCUAUUGACAAGGGAAAACUAUUGAUUCGGGAACCCAUUAUGAUCCCAAUGUACAUGACAGAACUCAAACUUGUGGUAGCAGUUGGAUUUGCUGAUGGAAACACAGACAGAUGGAACGAUGUUUGUGCUUGGUUCACCAAACAAGUUACAAAUGAAGGAAACAUUGCAGAGAUUGCUUUGGAGGAAAUAUUUCUGUUGGAUAAGAAAGAUCUUUCUCCUCAAGAGCCAAGAUAUUCUACAAUAGAGCCAAUAUACAUUGACCUUAGCGAACUUUAUCAGAAUCAUAAGGUGCAAUUAGAAAACACAGAAACAGUAACUGUGAAUCCAGAUCAAGCCUAUGACGUCAAAGCAAAGGAGAACUGCACUGAACCUUCCCUCCCACAGUCUCAGGAAAAUAAGCAUUUUACCAACAUCAGUGAUAUACCAUCUGACCUACAUGGUUUGAAUGUGAAGCAAGUGUGUGAGUGUCUGGAAAUUCUCAACAUGAAGCAGUAUGUGAAGGCAUUCUCUGAAGCGCUUGUGGAUGGGCAUAUCUUGUAUGAGUUGGAUCGGGAGAUGAUGUUGUCUUGUCUGGGAAUGAAUGGACUUAAUAUUGCAAAGCUCCUGAAGUUCAGAGAGGGGUGGAGACCAAAUAUAUAAAGCAGGGAAUACAUUAGCCAAUAUGUGUCAGCAGCAUAGUAUAUUAUCUGAAUAAUCAUUGAAGAGCAACAGGAACUAUUGCUGCUAAUGUACGUGGUCUAAAUUUAAUAUGUUUUCAGAAGAGUGUCUAGUGAGUUAAAUCUCUCUAAUUCUUAGGUCUUCCCGAGGUGCUCAUGCACUUUGGAACAUUUGGUAAAGAUAGUUCAUGAUUUCAUGAAUUAGCAGCAUAGGAUGGCAUUAGUUAUUAUGGAGUUGUUUUCUAUCUCUACUUUAUUUAAAUCGUAGUGCAUUUGGGUAAAUUUGUUCUAAGCCAACUUUAAGUGGGUUAACGAAAUGCGGAGAUCUUUUAUAGCGGAAUUUUAUUUUGUUCUCCUAAUAUUUUAAUCUUAGUUAUUCUCCAUCUCUCUUUACUUUCUUCACCUUUUCACAUUUACAACAUGUUCAUCUGUCUCACUUUAUUCACUCACAUUCUCCAUUGCCUUCAAUUUGUUUCUCAAUUUCUCUUUGUUUUUCUCAUAAGCAUUGCCAAAUCUCAUUUUCAUUUCUAACUCCAAAACACCUGUCUCUAUGCCAUCUCAAACGCUCUUUUCAUUUGUCUGUCUUUCUGUCGUUCCUUGUAUUCAGUAUUCUCCAUAUCCUACCAUUUUAAUCUCUUUAGUUGCAUUUUUUUGGUCCCUGGACUGGGUGACUAUUUACAAAGUUUUGGUGGCACAGGAGAUUAUUAGCUAUCUGAGCAUAAAUUCAGGUUCUAUACCAUGGAUGGGCAAAUAGUGCUUAAGGGGUGUGGUUAUUAUAUGAUUUGAGUGUAGUUAUAGGUGGGGACUAUGUGGACCCACUAGGGAACAAAGUAACAAUGAGACAAUUCUGAGCUUGUAUCUCUUUUUUCUCACUGCUGAUAAUUUUCCUUUUAUAUUUCUUUUCUCUUUUCUAUAUAUUAUAUAAUCUAUUUCCCUAAUGAUAUUCAGCCGUCUAACUUUUGCUCAUUUUAUCACAUCCCUGUCUUCUUCUAGACUGUUCUGAUCCUAAUGGCAUAUUCAUCACUUACUCUCUCCUCGAUAAGUACUGUCAUUUAUUUUUAUCAAUGAUUCUGGUAGAUUGCCAAAUAAUAAGAGGUCUUUAAAAGAUUAAUGGAAUGGAUUCAUUAUCUUUAAUAUAAAUCACUUUUGCUAAAAAAAAAAAAAAAAAAAGAAAUGCACUUUUAGCAAAAGUCUGACUUUUUAUAAACAUAUAACUUUCUCUUUUUUGAUACUUUUUAGAGUAUUUAGGAUUUGUACUGCCCUAACAAGUAAAAUAAUAUAAAGGUAGAUAAAGGCAAUAUAGUUUAAUAUCCAUCCCACUGUAACUCUUUAAGCAAGUAUGUAGUGAGAGAAGUAUUGUCAUUUUACAUCAAUGUUAAUACAUUUUAUCUAGACUGGGUCAUGGGACUGUCAUUUAAAGGAAACAUACUUUAUUCCUUGUACUGUAAGGUCUUAACUGUUGUUUUAUUUCUAGUACAGAGGGGGUACGGUAUACUUGACCUAUCUAUUUAAUUAAUCUGAACCUAGUUUAUAGUGGAUUAAAUUAUCACAUUAUUUUCAUCAAUCAUAUUACAUCUAGAGGGUCAUGUAGACCUUAUUUGAACAAAGUCUCAUAUAAUGUAUAAUGGUUCUCAUGUGUAUGAAAAAGCAUCCUCCCAGCCUUUAUUACUCUAGCCUAGUGUAUGUUGAGUUAAAUCUGUAUUUUUUUCAUGUUUCAGAGCUGACCCAAUUUUAUUACUGAAAACCUGGUGACUAACAGGUUACACAAUUGCAACUCUUAAAAAGUCACACUGUCCAAAUGAUGGUGCAAGUGACUCCACAUUUUAAAGAGAAAAUUAUCCUCAUAGGUUACCAUAUUUGUUUUUGGAGAAGAGAGCAGUUUAGGUUUAUCAUAACAAACAUGGGAUGGCACACAAACAGUUUAGAAAGCUGCCAUUUUCUCAUACUGAUAAAUAGAAAAUCAACUGACAUCUCAAUUGAAAGAUUAUAUUGCCCUCUUUUUAGUGAGGGUCACAUGAAGUACAUACUGUGAUCAGAGGUAUUGCAGGGUAUAAUAAAAAAUUAAGGCUAGAUUAUGAGUGGCGCUCUAACUCGUGGCUUUUUGCAGGUGUCGAAAGUAGCGUGCAUAUUACAAGUUGAAAGUAAAUGUGUUUGCUUGAGCACAAUUGAAUUUAAUGCAUGUCGGGAUAGCGCAACUUCAGAUCUCUGAUUAACUGUUAUGCUAGACAAAAACGUUAGCGGGUUAGCACCCAUGGGAAAACCUUUUUUACUUUCAACUUGUAAUAUGUGCGCUACCCAAAGCUUACUUCUAGCGGGAGUGCUAAAUAGUGUGCCACUUGUAAUCUAGCCCUUCGUUAGUAAUAUUUAAUUGUUUGAAUGAAGCUUAUUUAAGAUUAUUUACUAAUAUGUUAUGAACGUUGAUGGGUGAAUUAUUGUACAUUUUGUCACUGAUAUCUUAAAAUUUACUUUUUUCUUUCGAUAAGGGCCUAUAAUCAAUAUUUACUAAAUCCCUUAUUAUUUUGUGAAUUGCUAGUAUAUUUAAAUGUUUUCAUUUACAUAAGACACAAUGUACUUAUAUCAAAUGAUAAGUAUACUCUUAAAUUAUGGUUUUGCAUUUAUAUAAGUGAUUAGAAGUUUCAACAUAAAGAUAGUAAUAAUUUAAUAAUUAAUGUAAGUUACUUGUAAGUUGAAAAUGAGUAACCACUUAAUACAACACAUGAAAAUUUAUAUUUUCUUUUGAAAUGUUUAUUUUAAUGUACGUCAUCUGGGUUACCAGUUUUUGAUUUUUACAAGAUGGCGACUAGAAGUCAAGUUAUGGAACAUUUUUUGACCCAUUUUGACUCUCUUGUUAAACACAUGUAAAUUGCCUGAUUUUAUAAAUGUUUUCUUAGACCUAUGUUAUGUUUACAGUCCUUGACAAAAGCUUCAGAAACUUUGACUUUAAUAAAGGAUAUACUGGAUAAUAUUCUCACAAA